AUGGCCAAGACGGAGUCAUCGCUCAAGCACUCGAAUCUGAGCUACAUGCUGCGCGACCACAAGAAGAAGAUGCUGUCCUCGCGGGAGAAGAUGUUCCUGGGCUGCGAUGCCGAGGCCAAUGCCGGCGCGGAGGUGGAUUUGAGCGAGCUGGAGGAGCACGACAUCUGGGCCGCCAUGGAGAACCAUCUCAGCGAUCUCGAUCUCCACCACCACCAGGAGGAUCAUCGCGAAGAUCUGGAGGAGAACUAUCAUCGAGGAGGCUAUGGAUUGGCGUCGUCGCUGAGCAGCAAAGCCACCCCGCAGAACAUCGUCUCCGCCACCGAAUUCCACGGGCGGAGCUCCGGGAAGUCGCUGCUCCGCCAGCAAUCGGCGCCCAUGAACGUCCCCGACUGGUCCAAGAUCUUGGGAAGCAGCGCCACCAAAUCUGCGGCCCGGCAGAGCGUUUUCCGCGAGGACGACGGAUCCGACGACUCGGAGGACGAGUGGUCGCGGGAGGAUCAUCUUCCGCGGCGGCUGCCACCGCACGAGGUCGUGGCGCGGGAUUACGCGCGCAGCCAUAGCGUGGCCUUCUCGGUUUGCGACGGCGCGGGUCACACUCUCAAGGGGAGGGAUUUGAGCAGAGUUCGCAAUGCUGUUCUCAAGCAAACGGGCUUCCUGUGA
Messenger RNA from Selaginella moellendorffii, 660 nucleotides. RefSeq lists its product as uncharacterized. The coding region runs from base 1 to 660 and encodes 219 amino acids. Lineage: Eukaryota; Viridiplantae; Streptophyta; Lycopodiopsida; Selaginellales; Selaginellaceae. The transcript has a single exon. The record is from RefSeq and is a predicted model, not a curated record.